ACGUAGCUGCCAGAAGGUUCCACGAUCAUAAACGCCGCUUUGCUUUACUAAUUCUGCCGCAAAAGGUUCGACAACAAAAUACGACGCUUACUCAAUUCUACCUUAUUUCACGGGACUCUUCCUGUUCUUCCUAUUCUCCCUGUUCUUGCCAUCAGCACCGUCGUUUAAGUGCCAUUUCCGAGAGGGAUGUCUAUAUCGUCUUCUCGCUAGACUAUGCAAAUCUGCUCUGUGGUGCCGGAAGAAGACAGGAUGACUCAGUGUUCUCUCGAUUUUCGAAAAUGUCGACUACUCCAUCUCCUAACGGGCUGGUGGUAAGCCUGAGUAACUCACUUCAAGCCCAUAAUUUAGUAGCCUUUGAGCUGUUUGGCUCUGCAUCCGGAAUUGAUCCUUCUAUGCAACAAUUGUUUGGAACUAGAGCAUUUGGAUUUUGGAGCAACCUCAUUAGAAUCAUUAAUUGCAACUUCUUUUUGAUGUUCAAAGUCUCUCGGCGAUUUCAUGCAUCAAAUUGUGAAGCCUUAUUGGAGAACCCAAAAGGUAUUUAUGCUUUCUUGAGUUAUUUUCCUUUUCUGGAUUUUGACAAUAUAGCCAAAAUAUUCUUUCCUUUAAAAAGAGCUGCACAAUAUCCGGCUGAGUUAUAUUACACAUUGUUGCAGCGAAAUACUUCAGUUGUGAUUAUCUAUACUUACCAAAUUGAGUUAUCAAAAGUAAACAAGAAGGAAGUCUAUACGGGGUCUUUUUUCUUUAUUCUUAUUGAUGGGGAGUUCUUUUGGUUGCUUAAAAAUUUGGCAAGAAAAUUUGGCCCCGAUAAAGUUACCACUAAAUAUGAACAGAGGCCUCCAUCGCCUCCCCGAUUUGAAUAUGUUCUUUUGGUUAACUACAUCCGUGUCUCGGGAAAGUUUUUGUAUGAGAGACGUAUUGACUGUGAGCUUUAG
Molecule: messenger RNA, 932 nt
Organism: Lycium ferocissimum
Lineage: Eukaryota; Viridiplantae; Streptophyta; Magnoliopsida; Solanales; Solanaceae
Exons: 4
Coding region: 279-932 (217 amino acids)
Source: RefSeq, a predicted model, not a curated record